This is a messenger RNA of Spirometra erinaceieuropaei, 4962 nucleotides long. The record is from the annotation of a GenBank genome assembly. NCBI's taxonomy places the organism in Eukaryota, Metazoa, Platyhelminthes, Cestoda, Diphyllobothriidea, Diphyllobothriidae.
AUGGCUGUCCCGCCAGGUCGUUCAAUAUCACAUGGCGAUGUUCCUCACGGAAUUAUUGAUGUUUUGGAAGCCGCAAUUGCGUAUUCAGCCAUCCAUAGUGGUUUUAGUCUGCUCGAACAACAAUGUCUUCCAAUUCUGACAAAUUUGUACAUUUCCUGUAAGUUUGUUUUCCCACAAGUCGCGGGCUUCCACUUUGCAUUUUAUGAAAACCAUCCCUAUUUUUUGUUCCUGAGGUUUUAUGUAGAACAUGUAUGUCUUGUAAAUUAUAGCUUCCCAACGGCGGUGUUUAAAGUUUUCGCACACGAAGGCCAUUUUCUCACGUUAGGAAAGUGGAGUCUUAAGUCCUUUUUGGACCUUAGAAUGACCAUCGAAUGGCCAGAUGUCUGAGUGCCUAGAAUCUUGUUUGUUAAUGCAAUGUACAAUCUGCUUUCUGUUGCGUUAUCCCCUUGACGUUUGUUCUCAAGCAAUUGAGUUUGGGACUGUCAGGCAGCUAUCUAACGUUCUAAUCAGUGAAAACCCGUAGAAAGGUCAGCCUUAUCCGAAUUCAAAAGUGCUGUUUCUGGGCCUACAAAUGCGGUCUGCUGCCCCAGAUAGUUGCAAAGGCACUAAAAUUGGACUUGGAAACCAACUGUGAUGGAAAUAAAAUAGCGGCCUUGAGUUUUGAAGCCAGGGAUAUCGACCUGGUUGCAGCGGAGAAUGGGGCUUUUGUGCUAGUGGAUAGCCUCUUCAGCCAUGGGUUGAACUUUUAUAUCCGAUCGGGCAAGGUGAUCAUGAGAUCCGUUAUCUUGUUUAUAAAGGGCCCGUGUCCUUUGUUGAACUGCAGAUGCUUCUGAAAUGAGCGUGGUAUAAGUUCGAAAACAAGGCUGAGAGUAUACGGGACUCCCGCCAAGACAACCAUCUGCAGUUAUGACUCAUGCGAUCUCAGAAAACAUUUGCUAAUAGUUCUUAUGUUCUAUUUUUCAAAUCAUACUUCGAUCGCGACUCCGAAAAACGACUGUUUUACUCUAGAACGCAUUCGUGACUCGUCCUUAUCUGCAGAUUGAAUUGCGCUGGCCAUGUGCUGUGCUGUCUCAAAGGAAAAGUAGCAGAUGAUACUGCACUGCAGGAUGCUGGUCCCGAUUGGCAGCGGCGUGGAGGUGGUCACAUGGAGAUGUGGGGGGAUGGAAUCAGAAGUGGCCUUCAGGGCACUACAGUUCUUUUAUCUACGAGACUGGCCUACCAGUUAACCCAAACUAACUUGUUAGUCUCCAUUCAACUGUCUGUACCACAGACAGAUCUUCAUGUUGUGACUAACCUUCGGCAUAGAAUCGUCUGGAUCAGCCUUGAUAAAUUCCGUCACAAAUAAAGAUAAGAACUGGCUCACCCUUGCUUGUACGUUACGGCUAUAAAAGCAAAAAGCGAUCCUGACGAUUACUGCUAAGGUUUUACUGGCGGAUUCAAAUAAGUAGAUCCUGCUGCUAUUCUUGUGCGACGGUCCGUUGUAACGGUAACAUUGCUGUGAUAACCGAAUACUGUUUGUUUCUCAGAUUGAAGUCAAGGCUAGAAGAUGGGUCCUCUACUAGCUUGACUACGGGCUACCCGGCCCGUUCACAGGUGACGGAUAGUGGAACAGUCUUCGACGAAGAUUGGCUACGAGAUGGACAGGCGAUUAAAUCUGACAGAUAAUCAGUCGCGACAGUGAUUCCAUGGCUCGGAGGGCUGCGGUCUGGCACUGCGACGUGACGACCAUGAACCGCCAUUUACUACGUUUGCUUGCCACCGUUGCCAUUUAAUUAGGUUCUUGAGCCCCAUUGCUAGAUGAAAUAACAAUGAACAAACAAUUUGACCGUCUAUAUUUAAAAAUUCACAGGAAACCUCAUGUACAUUUUCGUUUUAAGUAUUGCAAUUCAUGCUACGGCGUUUGCGGGAACCAGUACUUCCCGGAAACCCCGGUCUAUUGGCACAUACGAAUAGUGUGCGAGUUGGAUUCGAUCGAAAACGGGCUCUUUAUGUUGAAUACUUGCCAUUUACGAAAGACACCUCAGAUGGUUUGGACGCGCCAUUUGUUGCCGGCCCCAUGCGCUAAGUAUUGCUACCCAGGGUCCGGUGCCGUUGCCUACUGGGAGACGUCGAAGAGAAUGUUAAGUCGAAACCUGACUUGACACGAUCCGAUGAGACACGGAAGUACUUUCUAGACAUUCAGUCUCCGUCGCUGGAGGAGAGGACUGGUCGAGCUCCGGAUCCGGUAACUUGGAGCGAUGCAAUUCGUAACAUCGUCAAGACCAGCUAGAUCAGGUAUGGUCUUAGCCGUACCAAGUACAUUCAAAAAUAAAUAGAGGUCAGAAGAGCCGUACUGUUAUACAAAGCAUCUCGGAGAUCAGGACACCGUCAAAGCGGAUAUUAGAGAAAAUCGGGCCAGCUUUGUUCAAAAACUAGGAGAACUGCUCGUUUCAGAGCGAUAUGUUAAGUCGUGUUGAGAUUAACGCACUAUGACUAACCUUGAUCGUUAGGGCAUUCUGGUCUUGAUAGAUGUUCCUUACAAAGUUAUUGACAUUCUGUGGGAUGUGGUAGGUGUAACGUCUCUAGUCCGACGCAGCCUUUGACCAUGGUAAGUCGGCAAAAUUAGGGCUGUGGAUGAGUCUUUGUUUGAUGACGGACGACACUUUUCAUGCCUUUGUUCCACUCUGGCUCGUUAACUUUUUUCGAGUCCCUGAUUGGUAAGAUUGAUGGCCAGCCAGAAGUGACGGUAUUUCCACGGCACGACCUGUGACAACUUAUCCGGAAAAUGGACUUUGUUAUUUGGCAGCGGACCUUUACUGGAUUAAUUUCUCUGAAAGUCACCCAUAAACGCGUCGGGCCGUCCGCAGUCAAGUUAAUAGGUCGGCGCUGUCAUCCUAACGUCUAGUUUUCCUGGGCAAAAAGGUUUGGCAGGCACAAAACCUACGUAAAAGAUGGUGACUGUAGAGGCGAAAUGGUCGGACGGUAGUUUUAUAGUGUCGCUGAUAAGGAAAGUAUUAAAACUGAAGAAUUCUCUCCUGCUAAGCCAGCCAUAAUCACUAUCUAUCGGGUCACUGGAACGCUGGCAUUCAUCCCUGAUUAUUCCCCAAAACUGAACAGUUCUCCUUUAGGUCACACUUCAUGUACAUUGCGCAUUCAUUCACGUACUGCAUGCUCACAUCACUUUGAGAAUUUAACAGUCGUGUAUCUCGUCAUCGGUCAAGUCCACUGACAACAGCUAUGUCGUAAGGACUAGGAGGGAUUUAGUGCGGAAGGCUGACCGGCAGUGUAGCGUACAAUCCGUUAUUGUCGGAUCCAUUAAUAUGACUAUCUUGCGGUGCGAAUGUUUAUUUUAAAAUUGAGUCGUUGGCCAGAAAACUCAACUUAGAACAAACCUCUGAACCUUUUUAACUGGAAAAUUGUAAAAUUUAUGUCUGUCAGGGUUCCGACGACUACAGCAACGGGCGUUUCUACAUCGUCAUCGCAGGACCUGGUGUUAAAUACUUAUUUUAGUUUGAUUAGAAGAAGCGUAACUGUGCAGUGUUUGUUGCAAUAAGAGAACAGCUCAGAACCGGACAAGGUUAGAGAGAAGCUCUCCGAAAUGCGAUUUUGACCUGCUCUCCUUUAUAUUGACUGUGUCACAAAAGUUCAAGUUAGUGCGUCUUCCCUGCUCAUUAUUUAUACUAUAAACUGAGCGGUGGCAGUUAGAAGGCAACCACAGAAUUUUUGACGUUAUUGCCUUUUGCUCUUUCUGAAUAUGUCUUUAUAAUGCUAGCUUUUUGACAGCACAAAAUGGAGGGCAAUGCCUCUAAUAUAGCAGGCCCUCCAUCGAUGACCAUAAUUACCGGCAAGAACAUCCGACCACGAACAUGGCUUUUUUAAAAACUCCCAAUUAUUCCGCCACCUGCGUCUUUUUGCAUGCAAAACACGUUUACUUUAACCACAUAGCCAAGUGUGUAUCUCGGUUGUCCAUAUUUAUUUUUAGUUAUCGAAUCUAUUGGUUCUAAGAGCCUCGGCUAUGCGGAGUCAGCUGGAAGGACAAAAAUCGUUCUGAAUGACAUUUUGCUAGCAUUCAUAGACUUUGGAUUCGACGUAGGCUGCUUGCUCGAGCAGCCACCAGUCCGGCAAGCAAUUCGUCAAAUUAAAGAACGUGAGUGAUUCCUCUUUGUCCGUACCUUUCUACUCAUUCUUCUCGGUCCAAAGCACACUUUUGUUUCUUAUAGCUGCACCCACGGGCGACUUAUCACAGAAAAGCAUGACAAGUAAGCCUGUGCUUGGACCCAACGGAGUGGUUAUCAUACCCCGCACCCUAAGAUUGCGCUCUGAGGGCUUCGGUGCCAUCGUGAAUCGUUCUUCGGUUCUUGGCUCAUCGUCAACUGGUGCGAGGGCAGGCACCCCAGCAGCCGCUGUCGUGACUUCAAACAAGCCGCCGCCCAAGGCUCUCUCUCACCUCUUCCUGCCCCCCCUGCCAGACCCACACACCUACUUGACCACUAAGGUCACUCGUCCACCUCUGGCAUCAAAUGCUGCUGCACUGCGCCGUUUGGCCCUGGACCAAAAGCGUGAUGCACAGAUUUCCCUAACCAAAUUCCUUGCUCGCAUCCAGCCCGUCCACUACCUCUUCCCUGGGGAUCUGGAGUCUUUUCCACGUGAGCAGAGAUUGAGUUUUAGAAGAGAGGUUAUUCACCCUCCUCUGCCCAAAUCAUCUUUUGCUUCUGUUCUCUUUUAGUUCUCCUCCCACCUACUUCCGGGCAACCGUACUUAUCCGCUCUUUUGGCGGAUUCCCUGCCCGAAUCACUAGAGGGCAAUAAAGCAGCUGCUGCCUCCGGCAACUCCUCGGACUCGACGUCUGCGCCUAAGUCAGGGGAACAAACACAGAGUUCGCUUGAGCUUACGGCUGACCGAACUCAACGGACGGAGGAAAACUUCUUUCUGAAAAGGCCUCUUUUUCCGAGUGCCGAACUCGACUCGGCGGGCUUUGCAUGA